AGGGAUGGAGAGGAGGAGUCCGGAAGAGGCAGGCGCGGUGCCCGCUGCAAGUUCCAGGCGCUCUCUCUCUGAGCUCAUCCCAUCCUCCUCCAAGAGGGAGGAGGCCAGGACCACUGAUUGUUGCCGCUACUGCUAUUACUCCGGCUGGGAGGGUGGUUCCACUUCUCAGCAUCACCGCCUGGGGAAAGUGGGGUGGGGAGGGGAGGACCUCCUUCGAGCAUCUGCUGCUGAUGUUGGACUCUGCAGCAUCCUCCUCCUCCUCAGUCCCAGGGAAGAUGGAUUCGACUGGUACUUCUCCCCCCUUGAAGCAGCUUCUCCUAGUCUGCGCGGGAUGAGGAAACUGGGACCCAGGAAGAGGCUUGUCCAAGUUCUGAAUGGUAGCAAAUGCCAGAGGUUGGAUUUGAACCAAAGUCCUCUGACUCCAGACCCAGUGAGCUUUCCCUUGUGCCACGCUCCCUCCUCUUUGGAUUCCUAUCUUUAAUCUAGAGGGUAUCCAGAGCAGCUAAUGAGGAGACCUUACCAAGGAAUGCUACACUGUAGGUGCUGAGAAGACUGGGACUAGAGGGGGGAGGGGGGAAAUAACUAAAUGAAUGAAUGAAAUGGCAGCACCUAUUUGAAAGGCAUUCAAACCCUCAUAGACUCAAUUCCACAAAGAACAAUGUCCAAGAAAGGACGGAGUAAGGGCGAGAAGCCUGAGGCGCUGAUCGUGGCUCUUCAGGCUGCCAAUGAAGACCUCAGGACCAAGCUCACUGACAUUCAGAUAGAACUGCACCAGGAGAAGUCUAAGGUGGCAAAGCUCGAAAGAGAGAAAACCCAAGAAACCAAACGGAUCCGCGAACUGGAGCAGCGCAAACACACAGUCCUGGUCACAGAGCUAAAGGCCAAACUCCAUGAGGAAAAAAUGAAGGAACUGCAGGCCGUCCGAGAGAACCUGAUCAAGCAGCAUGAGCAGGAGAUGUCACGGACGGUCAAAGUGCGUGAUGGGGAGAUCCAGAGGCUCAAGUCAGCCCUGUUUGCCCUCCGGGAUGGCAGCAGUGACAAAGUAAGGACAGCGUUGACAAUUGAGGCCCGUGAGGAGGCCCGGAAACUCUUUGACUCAGAACGCCUCAAGCUUCUACAGGAGAUCACUGACCUCAAGUCAGCCAAAAAGCAGGUGGAUGAGGCACUGAACAAUAUGAUCCAGGCUGACAAAAUCAAGGCUGGCGACCUGCGGAGUGAGCACCAGUCCCACCAGGAAGCCAUUUCCAAGAUCAAAUGGGAAUGUGAGCGGGACAUCCGAAGACUGUUGGAUGAGAUUAUCGCCAAGGACAGGAUCAUCUUUUCCCGAAAAGAGCUGGAGACCCAGACAGGCUACGUCCAGAAACUCCAGCUGCAAAAGGAGGCUUUGGAUGAGCAGCUCUUCCUGGUGAAGGAGGCUGAGUGCAACAUGAGCAGCCCCAAACGAGAAAUUCCAGGAAGAGCCGGAGACGGCUCUGACCACUGCGGCAGCCCUGACUUACGAAGAAACCAGAAGAGAAUAGCUGAGUUGAAUGCCACUAUAAGGAAGCUAGAAGAUAGAAAUACAUUGCUUGGAGAUGAAAGAAAUGAGUUGUUAAAACGUGUACGAGAAACUGAAAAACAGUGUAAGCCUCUCCUGGAAAGGAACAAGUGCCUCACCAAGAGAAAUGACGAGCUGAUGCUGUCCCUUCAGCGAAUGGAGGAAAAGCUAAAAGCUGUCACCAAGGAAAACUCUGAAAUGAGGGAUAAAAUGACUUCACAUCCUCCCUUGAAGAAGUUAAAGUCUCUGAAUGACCUUGACCAAGCUAAUGAAGAGCAGGAGACAGAAUUUUUAAAACUUCAAGUCAUUGAGCAACAAAACAUCAUUGAUGAAUUAACUAGGGACCGGGAAAAGCUUAUCCGUCGCCGAAAACAUAAAAGAAGUUCCAAGCCAAUUAAGAGGCCUAUUUUGGACCCAUUUAUUGGAUAUGAUGAUGACUCCAUGGAUUCAGAGACAUCAUCCAUGGCCUCCUUUAGGACAGACAGAACGCCAGCCACUCCAGAUGAUGACUUAGAUGAGAGUUUAGCAGCAGAAGAAUCUGAACUUCGGUUUCGCCAGUUAACAAAAGAAUACCAGGCUCUCCAGAGAGCAUAUGCCCUUCUACAGGAGCAGACUGGAGGCAUCAUAGAUGCUGAAAGAGAAGCAAAGGCCCAGGAGCAGCUACAAGCAGAAGUGCUCAGGUAUAAAGCCAAAAUUGAAGACCUGGAGGCAACUUUGGCUCAGAAGGGACAGGAUUCACACUGGGUAGAAGAUAAACAACUUUUCAUUAAGAGAAACCAGGAGCUUUUAGAAAAGAUAGAAAAACAGGAGACAGAAAACAACCGAUUGCAACAGGAACUGCAGGAUGCCAGAGACCAGAAUGAGCUGCUGGAGUUCCGAAACCUAGAGCUGGAGGAAAGAGAAAGAAGAUCACCUCCAUUUAAUCUACAAAUUCACCCAUUCUCCGAUGGCGUAAGCGCUCUACAGAUAUACUGCAUGAAAGAAGGUGUCAAGGAUGUGAGCAUCCCAGACCUCAUUAAACAGCUUGACAUUCUGGGUGACAAUGGGAAUUUACGAAAUGAAGAGCAAGUGGCUAUUAUUCAGGCCAGCACAGUGCUUUCCCUUGCAGAAAAGUGGAUCCAGCAGAUUGAAGGGGCAGAGGCUGCAUUACAUCAGAAGAUGAUGGAGUUGGAGAGUGACAUGGAACAAUUCUGCAAGAUCAAAGGUUACCUGGAGGAAGAACUAGACUAUAGGAAACAAGCACUUGAUCAAGCUUAUAUGAGAAUCCAGGAGUUGGAAGCCACUUUAUAUAAUGCUUUGCAGCAAGAAACUGUGAUCAAGUUUGGGGAAUUACUGAGCGAAAAGCAACAAGAAGAAUUAAGGACAGCAGUAGAGAAGUUACGGAGGCAGAUGCUGAGAAAGAGCAGAGAAUAUGACUGUCAGAUACUUCAGGAGAGAAUGGAGCUGCUACAACAAGCCCACCAGAGAAUCCGAGACUUAGAAGACAAAACUGAUAUCCAGAAAAGACAAAUAAAGGAUUUAGAAGAAAAGUUUCUGUUCCUAUUCUUGUUCUUCUCUCUUGCCUUUAUUCUUUGGCCUUGAUGUCAAGGUGCCUCUUAAAGAGUAACAGACACCAUGGUUGAGACCUUAGACAAGACAUGCUUCCAAACAUGCGAAGAUGAAAAAAAAUUGUUUACACCGAUGGGGGAAUAAAUCAGACAAGAACUACCCAGUAGCCAAGACUACACCCAUGUAUUUUAAAGCCAUUAUUCAAGAUUUCUUACUUGACAGUUCCUACAUGACCCUGUCGAAAAUCUACAAUAUAUGCUGCAUUUAAUGACAACUGUAGAUGUCGAACUAGAAGGAAAGAACUAUGAACAUAUAUUGUUUAAAAAGCAAAAUCAAGGAACCACUUUCAGCAGGUCAAGCAAAGAUGUGUCUUGGGCAUGGAACCAAAGUUACAAUGGAACAAUAUUCAUUCCCCUGCUGUGCAGGGAGGUCGUUUUAAUGUAACACCAAUACCCCACGAAAAACCAGUUAUAAUAAUUAAGAAAAAAAAACCCAUUUUAAAAAGGGGAGGGAGGGUGGAGGGGAGGUAACAAGCACGACGAAUACCCUACAAACUAUGAGGAGCUAUUUACAAUAAAAUAUUAAAUUUGAAAAGUCUGGUUUCUUACUAUAGGGAUUUGCUUUUCUUUUCUUUUUUCCUUUCCUUCCCACUCCCCACCAUUUUUUUUUAUUUUAAACUCAGGAACAGUGACAGCUGCAAUGUGAACAUAAAGAAAAACUCAAUCUUUCUUUUCCUUCCACAUCAAGAGACAGAUCCUGUACUCUGUGUAGGAGACAGCUGGAAAGCAAAUUGAGGCAAUGGCAGCCAAACUCACCACCAAACUAAAGACCCCCAACAUCACCAAUGAGGGACAUUUGCUACAGUGUGGGGAUUCUUGAUAAUGUUUGCCUCAUUGCCCUUCCUGGAAGAACAGACUAAACAUCUGAACCUCCGAUUUAAAGAUCAAAGAAGAUAGACCCUGAAUUCUUACUCCUCCAAUCCUUACUCCGCCAGCAUGGUUUAAAAAAUUCAUAAUCGAAAUACAACUAUUUAAUAUGAUCAUGGAAGCACGGGCUUCAAGGUCAGAAAUCAUCUCAGUGUAUCUGAAACCCAAAUGAUGGCUGUUAGGAUACUUGUUUAAGCUAGUUUGCUAAGAAGAAAUUUCAAUCAUUUCAGUAAAAGCAAAGAAACAAAACCUUUGGGAUGAGGGGAUUCUACACACAGUGGAAUUUACUACAAAGAGGAAACAAGGUAUUUGAAAAGGUAACUCAUACCCUUCUAAAAGCGUCAUUGCUUCAACUAUGAGAUGUUGUUCCCUUGCUGUUUGGAGUGAUGAUACUUCACCUAGAUAAGCCACCAUCUCCAGGUGGCUCCAUCUUGGAGAAUGUAUGGAAAAAUGCAUUCUCAAAGACAUUUUAAGUAGCUCAAUAUCCUAGAGACAAACAGAUGAUCAAGAUGUUCUUCCAGGUCAUAUAGUUCUGGGCUCUGGGUUUUGGUAUUUUUUAAAAAUCACAUGAAUGCUUUUGAGAGGCUAAUUUUAUAGUUUGUUUACUGUAUAUAACAAAACAACCUCAACUUUUCAAAUCACCCAGUUUUUAUUUAAGGGGUUAAAAUCAUCACAUACAGAGAUGGUGUAUAUUUGGGCUGAGAUCUCUACAGAAUUCUCUUGCAAAAUGCUCUUUUCUCCUAGUGCUGCAUGGGACAAGUGUCUAGCUCCUCAGCUUUAAUUCAGAUCAGUAUAGAGGCAGAAAAGAAAGAAAGGACAGAUAGCUAUGUGAGUAGUAAGAGCUCAUUCCUGAGAAUCUGGAGUUUUUGUUUAUUAUUGUGGUUUUUUUCUCAGCUCAAUCACCUUCUCAGGCUCCCUUGGCCCAUCACUUAACCUCUCUGUGCCUCAGUUUCCCCAUGUGCAAAAUGGGGAUAAUAAUUGUGCUUGUUUAUCAAGUCCUUUGCAGUCCCUGGGACAAAAAGGUGCUUUUUAAAAAGUACCAAGUGCUAUAUAAUUGUUCUAAAUGCAAUAUCAUUUGAUUUGGGGUUGAGAGGGAGGCGCCUUUUUUAGAGUCAGAGCAUCAGUUGAAUGUCAGCCAAAGUACUGUAGUACUGAAGUGUUUCCAUGAGACUGACUAAGGGUGUCGCUAGCAAUAAAUUAUGGGAGACCCAAUGUCAGAAUCCUUAUCAACCCAUAACAUAUAUGCCAUGCAUGUUCUUGGACAGGAUAGAAAAGCUUGUCACUAUAAUGAUAAGUUUCCUCAUUCCCUAGUCUUCCUUCGCUAUGUGUGUAUAAUUUCAUAAAGUUUUUUUUUUAAAACUUACCUUGUAUAAGACAAAGUAAAAACAAACAAACAAAGCAUUGAUUUGUGUGAGGCGGGAACCAGACCUAGAAAGUCAAGUAAUGUGUAAUACUGGAUACAAAGAAAGGAAAUACUCAACCCUACCCUUCUCCUCAAAAGAAUGGUUUCCAUAGCAGAGGUUGAUGUAGUUUCUCUAGACUACUUGAAAGACCAUUUCAGUGAUGCUGAUGUAUCAUUGGGGAUGAGGGAUUGGAGAAAUUCAUUCUCUGUUCAACAGAACCUAUGUCCUAGUAAUGCCUCAUUCCAUUUGUGUUUGAAUAAAGUAGGAUAUUAUCUUAAUACUCCUUUUCAGCCUUUAUCCUCUCACUGAUCCAUGAAGGAUAUUACAGAAUCCAGUGAAAAUUCAAGUUGUACCCAGUACUGAACUUGAAGUCAAGGCAGUUGGAUUCAAAUCCCAGAACUUCUAGUCAUUACUUUUAUGUGGCCUUGGAUAAGUCACUCUACUUCUCUGUAGAACUUCAAUUUUCUCAUUUAUAAGAUGAGUUUUGGGGAAAAUCGAUAUGCGAAAUCCCACUCAACUUUAAUUCUAUGAUUAUUCCUAUGUCUACCACUAUAAGCCCUCACCAAGGAGUGAGUCAAAGCAAUGACCUUGCCAGUUGAGAUAGACUAUGGUAAAAGGAGAAAAAAUAAAAUCAGUGUUUUGCCUUGUACUGUUGCUCUAACCUUUAUACUAUCAGUAAUGUGAUUUUGGUCAUCUAUAUGUAUAUAGCAGAUGGGAAACUUGAAUCUUGAAUUGGCAUCUCUAAAAUAUUAAAUGAAUGAGAGGAAAUACUCCAAUGCAUCAGAUGUAUCUUAUAGAGGAUUUAUGGAAAGACAUAAAGGAGCAUUGCACUAAGGUUAGGUGGCAUGCAUAGGUUCCAAUCUCUUGAAGAGAAUGUCCAGAUGGACAAAGUCAUGGCUCUCUUAAAGAAUAGACCAUGUUGAUUAGACCUGCAAUCCACUGAAUUUAUGGAAGGUCGUGGACAAGAAUUGCACAAAAUGGACAGCUAUGAAUGAGUUACCAUCAGCAUCCAUGGUGGGCAUAUCCAUAUUGAUGAGAUCAUGGAUCCAUUGGAAUAUUAGAAUAUCUGCCUGACAUUCAAGUCAUCCAUCUCUUUUCCCUCACUCUUCUACAUGAGUCCACUUUAUUCCUGUGUAGAAAUUAUCAUGGUUAUAUGUCUCAACCUUCUUAGACUUUUCACACACACAGACACUCACAUGCAGAAUUUAUCUCUAUGGAUAUUGUAGAAUCAGACCUGCCCAUAGAAAAUUACCACACAAGCCUUCUAGGGAUUACUUGGAGGUUUUCACAAGAAAGGACACUUUCCCUAACAUAGCUAGGGAAUUUCUCAGGACAGUGGUCUCAAAAUUGUCUCCCCUUUAAAGACGUUUGCUUGGAAAGCCAGAAAUUAAAUUUACAAUAUUAUAUAUGACCCAAAGAUUUGGUCAAGCCUCUUUAACUCCAGCCUGUUUUCCAUACCUCACAAC
Messenger RNA from Dromiciops gliroides (monito del monte), 6880 nucleotides. It is a transcript of the gene JAKMIP2, whose product is annotated as janus kinase and microtubule interacting protein 2. Lineage: Eukaryota; Metazoa; Chordata; Mammalia; Microbiotheria; Microbiotheriidae. The record is from RefSeq and is a predicted model, not a curated record. Gene Ontology annotation, molecular function: microtubule binding; kinase binding.